AUGGCUCAUUCUGUUGAACAAAAUGGCUCAGAAUCGAUGGGGAUGGAACACGGGGAUAAGUUGGAUGAAGAAACUGCGAGGAAGUGGGCUGAUAUAGAUAGGCUGCCUACUCAGAAACGGCUGAGAUCAUCUUUGUUUGAUGAGUUUGAUGGAAAUAAAGCUAAUGGAAAGAAGAAACAGGUUGUUGAUGUCACCAAGCUUGGUGCUUUGGAGAGGCAUAUGUUCAUUGAAAAGCUGAUUAAGCACAUUGAGUACGACAAUCGUCAGCUGUUGCAAAAGAUCAGGAAAAGGAUCGACAAAGUUGGCAUAGAACUGCCUUCUGUGGAAGUAAGAUACAAUGAUCUGCUUAUAGAAGCUGAAUGUGAAGUUGUUAGCGGGAAAGCUCUUCCGACUCUCUGGAACUCAUUCAAAAGUCUGCUUCUGGAUCUCACAAGGUUUACAGGAUUGAUGUCACAAGUAUCAAGGAUCAGCAUCAUUGAUGGUGUUAGUGGUAUAAUUAAACCUGGAAGAAUGACUCUGCUGCUUGGUCCUCCUGGAUGUGGGAAGACAACCCUAUUGAAGGCCCUCUCUGGAAAUCUUAGCAAAUCACUUGAGGUAUCUGGUGGUAUUACAUACAAUGGAUACAAAUUGACAGAAUUUGUGCCUCAGAAAACUUCGGCUUAUAUAAGUCAAGAUGACCUGCAUACAGCUGAAAUGACUGUCAGGGAAACACUUGAUUUCUCCCUACGCUGUCAAGGUGUUGGAAGCAGAGCAGAUAUUUUGACUGAGCUAAUUCGGCGAGAAAAAGAAGCUGGAAUUGUUCCUGAUCCAGAUGUUGAUUCAUACAUGAAGGGAAGUUCCAUUGAAGGUCAAAAAACAACACUUCAGACAGACUACAUUCUAAGAAUACUAGGACUUGAUACAUGUGCUGACACACUUGUUGGAGAUGCCAUGAGGAGAGGCAUCUCUGGUGGUGAGAAAAAGAGAUUGACAACAGGUGAAAUGAUUGUCGGACCAACAAGAGCAUUAUUCAUGGAUGAAAUAUCAAAUGGAUUGGAUAGUUCGACAACAUAUCAGAUAGUUACUUUCCUUCAGCAGUUAGCACAUCUCACAGAUGCUACCAUACUUGUCUCGCUUCUUCAACCUGCUCCGGAAACAUUUGAUCUCUUUGAUGAUAUCAUCUUGAUGGGAGACGGUAAGAUUGUCUAUCAUGGACCUCGAACCCAAGUGCUGGAAUUUUUUGAGAGCUGUGGAUUUAGGUGCCCGGAAAGAAAAGGAGUUGCAGAUUUCCUGCAGGAGGUUAUGUCAAGAAAGGAUCAAGCACAAUACUGGCAUGGUAGUGAAGAUACAUACAGUUAUGUACCGAUUGAUGCAUUAUCAAGAAGAUUUAGAGAAUCAUCUUAUGGAAAAAUGCUCAGCGAACAACUAUCUUCGCCCUUCGAGACGUCCAAGAGCCAUAAAGAUGCUAUUAGUUUUACUACCUAUUCACUUCCUAAGUGGGAACUUUUUAAAGCUUGUUUAUCAAGGGAGCUCCUGCUUAUGAACAGAAAUUCUUUCAUAUAUGUUUUUAAAUUUGUUCAGAUUUCCAUCAACGCAUCCAUAACAAUGACAUUGUUUUUGAGGACGAAGAUGAAAGUCGAUCUUCUUCAUGCGAACUAUUAUAUGGGGGCUCUCUUCUAUGCUAUUUCUAUUCUGGUUAUCAAUGGAUUUCCAGAGCUGUCUCUCACUGUUGCAAGGCUUGGAGUCUUUUAUAAACAAAGAGAUUUGUCCUUCUACCCCGGUUGGGCAUAUGCCAUUCCAUCUGCCAUUUUAAAAAUUCCACUCUCUUUGUUGGAAGCGGUAGUUUUCACCUGCUUGACUUAUUAUGUUAUUGGGUAUACGCCUGAGGUUGGAAGGUUCUUUGGCCACUUAGCUAUAUUGUUUGUUGUGCAUAUGGCAUCCGUAUCCAUGUACCGUUUUAUUGCCUCUGUUUGCCGAACUGUGAUUGCUGCCACAAUGGGUGGUAGCUUGGUCUUGUUAUACGCCUUUGUCUUCGUUGGCUUCAUCAUUCCACGAUCUGCUAUGCCAAAUUGGUUACAGUGGGGCUUUUGGGCUUGUCCAUUCUCAUAUGGUGAGAUUGCUGUUACAGUAAAUGAAUUUCUUGCCCCAAGAUGGAAGAAGAUGCUUCCAUCAAAUACCACAACUAUUGGACGAGAAACACUUGAUGCUCGAGGGUUAGACUUCAAUGAAAACAUGUUUUGGAUUUCUCUUGGUGCUUUGCUAGCCUUCACUUUGCUGUUCAACAUGGGAUUCACAUUGGCCUUAAAUUUGUUACAUCCUGUUCGUCCUCGCGCUAUCAUUUCAAGAGACAAAUUCUCUCUACUAAACAAAGGCAUUGAACUCGAAGAACACGCUGAUACGAAGUUGAGGACUUCAUCUCUUAGCCCUGGUACUUUUUUUGAACAUCUCUUUUUGUGUUAUUCUGAAGGAAACAUGGUCUUACCUUUCGAGCCCUUAACUGUAGUAUUUCAAGAUCUGCAGUAUUACGUUGAUACACCAGUGGCUAUGAAAGAUCAUGGCGUCACCCAGAAAAAGCUACAACUUCUUCAUGAUAUUACGGGCACAUUUAGGCCCGGAGUUCUUACUGCACUUAUGGGUGUUAGUGGAGCUGGAAAAACAACUCUUUUUGAUGUCAUUGCUGGCAGGAAAACAAGUGGUACUGUUGAAGGAGAAAUAAAAAUUGGUGGGUUUCCAAAGGUUCAAAAUACGUUUGCUCGAAUCUCAGGUUAUUGCGAGCAAACCGACAUACACUCUCCACAAAUUACUGUAGAAGAAUCAGUCAUCUUCUCAGCUUGGCUACGCCUUCAUCCAGAUAUUGAUUCAAAAACUAGAUCUGAGUUUGUGGAGGAAGUACUUGAGACCAUCGAACUUGAUGGAAUCAAAGAUGCCUUAGUUGGCAUUCCAGGAGUUACCGGGUUGUCCACUGAGCAACGCAAGCGGCUCACAAUCGCUGUGGAAUUGGUAGCCAAUCCCUCCAUUAUCUUCUUGGAUGAACCCACAACGGGAUUAGAUGCAAGAGCAGCGGCUAUAGUCAUGCGCGCUGUAAAGAAUGUCGCUGCUACCGGGAGGACAAUCGUUUGUACUAUCCAUCAGCCGAGCAUCGACAUAUUUGAAGCAUUUGACGAGUUACUUCUACUGAAAACAGGCGGGCGCAUGAUCUAUUGCGGACCAUUGGGUCAGCACUCUAGCGAAGUCAUUAAAUACUUUCAGGGAAUCACUGGUGUGCGGAAGAUAAGGAAAAAUUAUAAUCCUGCAACAUGGAUGUUAGAGAUCACUUCCACAUCUUCGGAAGCUGAUCUCCGUGUAGAUUUCGCUGACAUCUACAGGAAUUCUUCCUUAUAUGAGAAUAACAAAGCCCUUGUAGAGAGGCUUAGCUCCCCACCUGAUGGUGCUAAACCUUUGGAGUUUCCGUCUCAAUUUGCACAAGAUGGUUGGGGACAGUUCAAAGCCUGUCUUUGGAAGCAACACUUGUCUUACUGGAGAAGCCCUUCUUACAACCUGAUGCGCUAUGCAUUCCUCAUCAUCACGUCUUUGGUCUUAGGAGUAUUAUUCUGGAAGAAAGGGCAGGAAAUAGAAAAUCAGCAGAAUUUAUUCAACAUACUCGGCGCAAUGUUCACCGCAGCAUUGUUCCUUGGUUUCAAUAAUUCGUCUUCUGUUCUGCCAUAUGUCAGCACAGAACGAUCAGUCCUGUAUAGAGAAAAAUUUGCAGGAAUGUAUUCCCCUUGGGCUUAUGCCCUCGCACAGGUUGCAAUUGAGAUUCCUUAUAUCUUCGUCCAAGUAGUGAUAUUUUCAGUAAUAACAUAUCCAAUGAUCGGAUUUUAUGGGUCAGCUUAUAAAGUUUUCUGGUACAUGUACUCAAUGUUUUGCACAUUGCUGUACUACAAUUAUCUCGGCAUGAUGAUGAUCGCGAUGACACCAAGCUUCCCCGUGGCUGCGAUUCUGCUAUCAACUUUCUACAAUGUGUUUAAUCUUUUUGCUGGAUUUCUGAUUCCUCAGCCACAAAUCCCGAAAUGGUGGAUAUGGUUAUACUACCUGAACCCUACAUCUUGGACCAUGAAUGCACUGUUUACUUCCCAGUAUGGAGACAUUCAGAAACCUUUGUUGGCCUUUGGGAAGAAAAGCACGGUGGCAGAGUUCAUGGGUGACUAUUUUGAUUUUCAUCACCAUAAGCUCCCAAUUGUGGCUGUCAUGCUAAUUGUGUACCCAACCGUUUUUGCUUCUCUCUUCUUGUUUUUCAUUUCUAAGUUAAACUUCCAAAAGCGAUGA
This is a messenger RNA of Oldenlandia corymbosa var. corymbosa, 4284 nucleotides long. The record is from the annotation of a GenBank genome assembly. NCBI's taxonomy places the organism in Eukaryota, Viridiplantae, Streptophyta, Magnoliopsida, Gentianales, Rubiaceae.